GUUUAGGCCGUACUUGUUGAUUGGGUCGGAGAACCGCUUUCGCGAUACUGAUGCCCGCGGAGCACUGGAAGGAGGAAGCCAAAGCCAGCCUUGGUAACUUGUAAAAGACUAUCGCCAUGGAACUGAGUCUGAACCGGAUAGAUUACCUGCAGGUGGGUGUGACAUCUCAGAAAACCAUGAAGUUGCUCCCUGCAUCAGGACGCAAAGCUACACAGAAGGUUGUCACUGGAGACCAUGAUGGUGUUGUUACCUGCUUUGGAAUCAAAAAAGGAGAAGCUGUUCCAAUAUUCAAGACUUUGCCAGGGGAAAAGAUUGCAAGGCUAGAAUUGGGAGGUGCUCUUAAUACUCUCCAGGAGAAAAUUUUCGUGGCUGCUGGUUCCGAGGUUCGAGGUUUCACAAAGAAAGGGAAACAGUUUCUUUCCUUUAAUACCAACCUCACUGAGAACAUCAAAGCUAUGUAUAUAUCUGGAUCAGAUCUCUUUCUUGGUGCGAGCUACAUUUAUAACCAUUACUGUGACUGUAAGGAUCAGCACUACUACCUGUCAGGAGAUAAAAUCAAUGAUGUUCUCUGUCUUCCAGCAGAUAAACUGUCUUGCAUUAUACCUGUGUUAGCAUGUCAAGAUAGAGUUCUUAGAGUUUUACAGGGUUCAAAUUUGCUGUACGAAAUGGAAGUCCCAGGUCCACCUGCUGUUCUGGCCUUGAAUGGUGGAAAUGGUGGUGACUCUGGUGAAGAAGUUUUGUUUGGGACAUCUGAUGGCAAAAUUGGCUUGGUACAGAUUACUGGUGUUUCUCCAAUAGAAAAAUGGAAAAUUGGAAAUGAGAAAAAAAGAGGUGGCAUCCUAUGUAUGGAUAGUUUUGACAUUUUGGGAGAUGGAGUUAAAGAAUUGCUCAUUGGUAGAGAUGAUGGAAUAUUAGAGAUCUAUAACUUUGAAAAUGCAAAGACUCCUGUUCUCAAAUAUGAAUAUGCUUUAUCAGAAAGUGUCACAUCCAUCCAGGGUGGCUGUGUUGGAAAAGAGGGCUAUGAUGAGAUUGUAACAUCAACAUAUUCAGGGUGGGUGUCUGGAUUAACUACUGAGCCUAUUCACAGAGAAUGUGGAUCAGGAGAUGGAUUAAAGAUGACUCAUGAAAUACAGAACAAAGUUUUGUCCUUAAGGAAUGAAUUGGAUCAGUUACAGAUGAAAGUACUUGAAGAACGUGAAAAAUACCAGCAGUCUUCUCAGUCCAGCACUGCUAUUUCAGCAGUCCCAACUUUCAGUGUAAAUGAUAAAUUUAUAUUAAAUAAAGAUGAUGCCAGCUACAGCCUUGUUUUAGAGGUCCAGGCAGCAAUUGAUACUGUCUUGCUACAGUGUGAUGUUCCCAUAGACCUAAAGGAUGUGGAUAAAAAUUCAGCUGUGGUUAGUGUUAUUGACUGUGAAUCUGAGCCAAAUGGUAACUUCCUCCUUGCUACUUAUCGGUGUCAAGUAAAUACUACACGACUGGAACUUAAG
This is a messenger RNA of Python bivittatus (Burmese python), 1487 nucleotides long. Lineage: Eukaryota; Metazoa; Chordata; Lepidosauria; Squamata; Pythonidae. The record is from RefSeq and is a predicted model, not a curated record.